Thyridium curvatum is the source of this 2475-nucleotide messenger RNA. RefSeq lists its product as uncharacterized. Gene Ontology annotation, biological process: xyloglucan metabolic process. The coding region runs from base 1 to 2475 and encodes 824 amino acids. Gene Ontology annotation, cellular component: extracellular region. Gene Ontology annotation, molecular function: cellulose binding; protein binding. Lineage: Eukaryota; Fungi; Ascomycota; Sordariomycetes; Thyridiales; Thyridiaceae. The transcript has 5 exons. The record is from RefSeq and is a predicted model, not a curated record.
AUGCGGUACUCGAAGGCAGUCCAGCUCCUCCUCGCCGCGGCGGCGGCUCCGAUACACGCCGCUUUCACGUGGCAGAACGUCCGCAUCGGUGGCGGAGGCGGCUUCACUCCGGGCAUCGUCUUCCACCCAAAGACGAAAGGAGUAGCGUAUGCGCGUACGGAUAUCGGAGGCAUCUACAGGCUGAACGCUGACGACUCGUGGACACCCAUUACUGAUCAGAUCACGGAUCAGGCUGGAUGGCACAACUGGGGCAUUGAUGCUAUUGCGUUAGACCCUCAGGAUGCAAACAAGGUAUAUGCCGCCGUGGGCAUGUAUACCAACUCCUGGGAUCCCAACAACGGCGCCAUCAUCCGCAGCUCAGACAAGGGCGCAACGUGGUCUUUCUCCAACCUGCCCUUCAAGGUCGGCGGCAACAUGCCCGGGCGUGGCAUGGGCGAGCGCCUCGCCGUGGACCCCCAGAACCCCAAGAUCAUCUACUUUGGCGCCCGCAGCGGCAACGGCCUGUGGAAGAGCACCGACGGGGGCGCCACGUUCUCCAAGGUCUCCUCCUUCACGGCCACGGGUACCUUCAUCCCCAACCCGUCCGACACGACCGGCUACAACAGCGACAAGCAGGGCCUGGCCUUCAUCACCUUCGACUCGACCUCCGCCGCCACGGGGGGCGCCACGUCCCGCAUCUUCGUCGGCACGGCCGACAACAUCACGGCGUCCGUCUACGUUUCCAACGACGCGGGCUCGACCUGGGCCGCGGUCAAGGACCAGCCCGGGCGCUACUUCCCGCACAAGUGCAAGCUCUCGCCCUCGGAGAAGGCCCUCUACAUCUCCUACAGCGACGGCACGGGUCCUUACGACGGGACCAAGGGCGCCGUGUACAGGUACGACAUCGCGGCGGGCACGUGGAAGGACAUCACGCCCGUCUCGGGCAGUGACUUGUACUUUGGGUUCGGCGGCCUGGCCCUCGACGCGCAGAAGCCCGGGACGCUCGUCGUCGCGGCGCUCAACUCGUGGUGGCCCGACGCGCAGCUCUUCCGGUCGACCGACUCGGGCGCGACGUGGUCGCGCCUCUGGGACCGGGCCAACGACGGCACCGAGGGCAAGAGCUACUAUGGUCUCAGCACCCCCAAGGCGCCGUGGGUGUACAACGGCUUCAUCGCCGUCGACACCAAGAAGCUCGGCUGGAUGAUCGAGUCGCUCGAGAUCGACCCCCUCGACAGCGACCACUGGCUGUACGGGACCGGCCUGACGAUCUACGGAGGCCACGACCUGACCAAGUGGGAUACCGUGCACAACAUCUCGAUCCAGUCCCUGGCGGACGGCAUCGAGGAGUUCUCCGUCCAGGAGGUCGUCUCGGCGGCCGGUGGAUCGGAGCUGCUCGCUGCCGUCGGGGACGACAGCGGCUUCACCUUCAAGAGCAAGGCCGACCUCGGCAAGUCUCCGCAGAACAACUGGAUGACGCCCGAAUGGGCCACCUCCUCCAGCGUCGACUACGCCGGCAACAAAGUCGCCAGCGUCGUGCGCGUCGGCACCACCUCGGGCAAGCAGAUGGCCGCGCUCUCCUUCGACGGCGGCGCCACCUGGAACGUCGACUCGGCGGCCGACACGAGCUCCACGGGCGGCACAGUCGCCUACUCGGCCGACGCCGACACCGUGCUGUGGUCGACCUCCAACAACGGCGUCCUGCGCUCCCAGUACCAGGCCACCUUCGCCAAGGUCGCGAGCCUGCCCGCCGCGGCCGUCAUCGCGUCCGACAAGCGCAACGGCAGCGUCUUCUACGGCGCGUCGGGGAGCACCUUCUACGUCUCGACCGACACGGGCUCGACGUUCGCCAGGGCCGGCGCCGCGGGCAGCGCGAGCGCCAUCCGGGACAUCGCGGCGCACCCAACGACCGCGGGAACCUUGUACGUGUCGACCGACGCCGGCGUGUUCAAGUCGACCGACUACGGCAAGACCUUCUCUGCCCUCUCCAACGCGGUUAGCAACACCUACCAGGUCGCGCUCGGCCGCGGCUCCGGCACGAGCUGGAACGUGUACGCCUUCGGUACCGGAUCCGCCGGCGCCCGCCUCUACGCCAGUGCCGACGACGGCGCCUCUUGGGUCGAUAUCCAAGGGAGCGCCCAGGCUUUCGGCAGCAUCGACUCAUGCAAGCUCGCCGGCUCGGCCAACGAGGCAGGGCUUGUCUAUGUCGGGACCAACGGCCGCGGUGUCUUUUACGCGCAGGGAACGGUGCCGGGGAGCCCAGGCGGUGGCGGCAGCAGCUCUUCUACGACUCAGCCCCCUACCAGCACAACCUUGAGCACCUCUACCGUUGGCAGCACCACCGUUGGUACAACGACGACGACUUCCAGCGGGCCGGUGGGCACGAAUGUUGCGCCGCACUGGGGACAGUGCGGAGGGAUUGGCUACACUGGACCAACUGCGUGUGCCAGCCCCUACACAUGCCAGAAGCAGAAUGACUACUACUCCCAAUGCCUGUGA